AUGGGCUCUUCCGGGUACGAAUCUGAAAAUGCUGGUUGAACUGUACACCCACGACUACAAGACGGGUGUAUAUAGUGUCCUCUCAGACGCAUGCGAUAAAGGAUGACAUUAACCCCACAGAAAGGGCAGCUGGGUCGUCCACCCGUAUGAGUGAAAUUCCCUAUCUUGACACAACGUCUCUGUCUUCACCCCCCUACGCCAUUUAGAAUGGAACAGUCCUGAAGGGGGUAGAACGUUGGGUCUUGCGGUGACGGCAUCUCCUGGUCGACAGAAGUCUACAAAGCAGUGACACGAUCUAUACGCACGCUCGUGGAAAUGGAUGAUCGGAUGAUAAGUAAAGAUGUACCCGACAUUGAGAAUCUUUUAUCUCUCAACCCAGUGGUUCGAACUCAUGCCAAGCUAGUUCCAAAUGUAGUGACCCAGUCUGCUAAGAAACAAUGGAAACGAAACAAAGACAAAUCUUGUUCAUCAUGUAGGUCUCUUCUGAAGAACUUUGAUGACAUUAAACACACAACUCUCAGUGAACGGGGUGCAUUGAGGGAGGCAGCACGUUGCUUGAAGUGUGCCGAUGCACCAUGUCAGAAGAGCUGCCCAACCCAGCUGGACAUAAAAUUUUUCAUUGGUUGCAUUGCCUCAAAGAACUACUAUGGGGCUGCUAAAGCCAUUUUCUCAGACAACCCUCUUGGUCUUACUUGUGGCAUGGUCUGUCCAACAUCUGAUCUCUGUGUUGGAGGUUGUAAUCUUUAUGCUUCAGAGGAAGGGCCAAUUAACAUUGGUGGUCUACAGCAGUUUGCUACAGAGGUGUUUAAGAGCAUGAAAGUCCCCCAAGUUCGAGAUCCCAGCUUACCUCCUGUUGAUGAACUGCCUGCUACCUACAAAUCAAAGAUUGCACUUAUAGGCUGUGGACCUGCCAGCAUUAGCUGUGCAACAUUCCUUGCCAGGCUGGGCUACUCAGACAUCACUAUUUUUGAAAAGAAACAGUACUGUGGUGGGCUUAGAAAUCCCCAAUAUCGACUUCCCUUUGGUGUGGUUGAUUUUGAAAUACAGCUUGCAAAAGAUUUGGGAGUAAAGAUUGAAACUAAAAGAUCACUUGGAGAGGACAUAACUCUGGAGUCCUUAAAGGAACAGGGUUACCAGGCAGUCUUUCUUGGUAUAGGAUUACCAGAUCCUACAAAAAUACCUAUCUUUAAAGACCUUACUUCAGACAUGGGCUUUUACACUUCCAAAGACUUUCUUCCUCUUGUAGCCCAGGCCUCCAAAGCAGGGAUGUGUACAUGCAAGUCCCAGCUGCCACGGCUCUAUGGCAAUGUGGUGGUCCUUGGAGCUGGUGACACAGCUUUUGACUGUGCUACAUCAGCUCUGAGAUGUGGAGCUAAGAAAGUAUUUGUUGUUUUUCGCAAAGGUUUUACCAACAUACGUGCUGUUCCAGAAGAGAUGGAGCUUGCCAAGGUUGAGAUGUGUGAGUUUCUACCCUUUAUGUCUCCUAAAAAAGUUUCUUUAAAGAAUGGCCGAAUCGCACUAAUGGAGUUUGUGCGAACUGAACAAGAUGCAGAAGGCAAUUGGAUUGAAGAUGAGGAUCAGGUUCUGAAACAAAAAGUGGAUUUUAUCAUUUCUGCUUUUGGAUCCUGCCUUGAUGAUGAAUCUGUGCUAAAAGCUUUGAAACCUCUCAAAUUGAAUCACUGGGGACUGCCAGCACUUGAUGAAACAACGCUGCAGAGUAGUGAACCAUGGGUAUUCUGUGGUGGAGACUUAGGUGGUAUGGCUCACACAACUGUGGAAUCUGUCAAUGAUGGCAAGGUAGCAGCCUGGGGCAUCCAUCGUUACUUACAGGGUCUCGGAGGACAGACCAUUCCUUCUGAGCCAAGUUUGCCCAACUUCUUCACACCAAUAGACAGUGUGGAUAUCAGUGUAAACAUUGGAUCUCUUCAUUUCCCCAACCCAUUUGGACUUGCAAGUGCGACUCCUUCAACCUCCAGCUGCAUGAUUCGCAGAGCCUUUAAAGCUGGUUGGGGAUUUGCAUUGACCAAAACAUUCUCUCUGGACAAGGACAUUGUCACCAAUGUCUCACCUCGUAUUGUGCGUGGCACAACAAGCGGACAUGUGUAUGGCCCUGGACAAGGGUCAUUUCUUAACAUUGAGCUCAUCAGUGAGAAAACAGCAGCUUACUGGUGCAAGUCAAUCAAGGAAUUAACUACUGACUUCCCAAACCAGCCAUUGAUAGCCAGCAUCAUGUGUGGUUACAAUAAAGAUGACUGGACAGAGCUAGCUCAGAUGGCUGAGCGUGCUGGUGCACAUGCACUUGAACUGAAUUUAUCUUGUCCACAUGGAAUGGGGGAGCGUGGAAUGGGACUGGCAUGUGGACAGAAUCCAGAACUAGUGUCCAACAUUUGUCAGUGGGUGCGAAAAGCAGUAAAAAUUCCAUUCUUUGCUAAAUUGACUCCAAAUGUUACUGAUAUUGUUGAAAUUGCAAGGGCUGCAAAAGAAGGUAAUGCAGAUGGUGUGACAGCCACCAACACAGUCUCGGGCCUGAUGGGAAUAAGAACAGAUGGGUCAGCUUGGCCUUGUGUUGGACGAGAAAAACGCACCACUUAUGGUGGAGUGUCAGGUAAUGCUAUCCGCCCAAUUGCUCUUCGUGAUGUAUCCGCCAUUGGCAAUGCUCUUCCAGGCUUCCCUAUCCUUGCUACAGGAGGAAUCGACUCUGCUGAUGUGGGGAUGCAGUAUUUCUAUGCAGGGGCUUCUGUUCUGCAGGUUUGCAGUGCCAUCCAGAACCAGGAUUUCACAAUCAUUCAAGACUAUAUUACUGGCCUUAAGACUCUCCUAUACCUGCAAAGUCUGGAAGGGAUGGAAAACUGGGAGGGACAGAGUCCACCUGUACCUGUGCAUCAAGGAGGCAAACCUGUUCUUAGGGUGGCUGACAUCAUUGGCCAGCACCUGCCAUCCUUUGGACCAUACUUGAAGAGGAGAGAAGAGAUUAUUGCAGAUGUGAAAGAAAAGACAGACUUGCUGGACGGGCCUGUAGAGAACAAUCGACCAGCAAGGGCAGUCACAAGGAAAGUACCUAGAAUAAAGGAUGUAAUUGGCAGAGCAUUACCAAUGAUCACUUCAUAUGGAAAGCUGGACAACUCUCAGCAAGUGGUUGCGCUGAUUGAGGAGGAUAUGUGCAUCAACUGUGGGAAGUGUUACAUGACCUGCAAUGAUUCAGGCUACCAGGCCAUUACAUUUGAUCCUGAAACACACCUCCCACAUGUGACAGAUGAGUGUACAGGCUGCACUUUGUGUCUCUCGGUGUGUCCAAUACCUCAGUGUAUUACCAUGGUUAAAAGAAAAACUCCAUACUCUCCAAAGCGUGGCAUACCUCUUUUAGCUGUUCCCACACCAAACUUCGUGCUGCAUACUAACUGACGAGCAGGAAAGCGAUAUUUCUGUUGGCUCAAUCUGUGCAGCAUUCUGUCUAGUCCAUUUUUAGUACUAUUCAGAAUACUUAGUAAUUACUCUGAUUUUCUCAUUUGUUGAAUUUUAACAAUGAAAUCAUGAUUUUAAUACUUAUGUGCAUUUCUGCACACAUAUCUGUUACAGUUUGUGUGUCACAUCAAGGUGCCUAUUCCAAGAUUGAUAGGAACUGGCUUCUGUUAGCCAUAAUACACAGAGAUAAUUUUGUGUAUGCUGCCAAUAGAGUAAGAAAAUUGUGGAUCAUUAUUAGAAAAAAAAGCGUAACUGUGGAAAUGAGUUGGUGUGUAUAAGAUGGCAUGCAUGUUCAUAAAACAUAUAUUCCAAAUUGUUCAUAUACAUGCAUUUUUGUAUGCCUUGCAUGAUUUAAAUUUUAUUUUAUUUGUAAUGUUAUGAAUUUAUCAUAACAAUAUAUGCCUUGUUAUGCCAAAAAGCAUCUGUAAUCCCACUUAUGGUUUUAAAGCAAUAUGUAAUACACUUAAAUCCUGCCUUUUCUAGGAACAUUGCUUUACUGUUAGACACAGGAUAAGCAUCGUGACAAAGAACAUUUUAAGAGCACUGCCUGUAACCUACUUCUGAUAAUUUUCCUUCAGUUUAAACAUUUUCAUAAACAUACCAUGUUGAAAAAAUAGGUCUUGUAAAACAUGUUAAAUGUAACAAACAAACAAAUAAUGAUAGAGUUUAUAGUUGAGCUUUUUGCAAGAAUUACUUUUCCCCCAUUUUUAGUGUAUUCUCAAAGAAUGCAGCAAAUGUACUACUCAUAUGAAGAUGAACAUUAACAGAAUUUAUAGGAAUGCAGUUCAAGAUACAAUUGUACUUCAAAAUUAUUUAGUUAAUGACUCACUUUCCAAGCAGUUCUUAAGAAACAAAAAGUACAAAGAAGUAAUUUGGAUACUUGAGUCUUAUCAGUGCUGAAGCAUUCUUCCUUUAUAAUCUAUUUAUCAGUGUUUGAUAACAGAUACUGGUAAUACACCUUUUUACAUGUUUUAUAACAUCCUGUAUGUGUCAGUAGAAUUUGUCUCGAUCUCAUCAUUAGAAAUAAUAUGCUGCUGAAUUACAAAAAAGAGAAAUAAAUCGGUUAUUUUUGUUGGAAUUUCUUUCUCGUACAGAGAAUGCUCACCCUCCAAUUAUCCUGCUUUAUUGAAUCCCGAGAAGUUACUCUUAAACUUUGUUUAAAAUAAAAGUUCAACUAAAAAUUA
Pomacea canaliculata is the source of this 4646-nucleotide messenger RNA. Its product is annotated as dihydropyrimidine dehydrogenase [NADP(+)]-like. Gene Ontology annotation, biological process: thymine catabolic process; uracil catabolic process. NCBI's taxonomy places the organism in Eukaryota, Metazoa, Mollusca, Gastropoda, Architaenioglossa, Ampullariidae. Gene Ontology annotation, molecular function: iron-sulfur cluster binding; dihydropyrimidine dehydrogenase (NADP+) activity; uracil binding. Bases 316 to 3402 code for a protein of 1028 amino acids. The record is from RefSeq and is a predicted model, not a curated record. The transcript is spliced from 21 exons. Gene Ontology annotation, cellular component: cytoplasm; cytosol.